CACAUUAGUCGUUCAAUAUGGCGGAUGACUCGAAAGGACGUAGACGAAGAUCUCGUAGUUACUCCAGCUCUGAAGAUGAACGGCCAUCUCGUAACCUUGGUGAUAAGGUGGCCCGGCACUACAAUCAACUGCCUGAGUCAGGAAUAGAAGCUCGUAGCCAGAGCCGAAUUUUCUACCUCCGAAACUUCAACAACUGGAUCAAAAGCGUGUGCAUAGCUGACACGGUGCAGAGAGUCCGUGAUCGAAAAGGAGACGAUUGUAAGAUCAGUGUGCUGGACGUGGGUUGCGGUAAAGGUGGCGAUAUAUUGAAAUGGAGAAUUGCUCAUAUUGAUAAGUUAGUUUGUGCAGAUAUUGCUGCAACAUCAGUACAACAAUGUGAACAGCGCUACGAAGACAACCUUGAACGAGCUCGGCGAGCCAGGCAACGAAUGUUCCGUUGUCAGUUUAUCAUUGCAGAUUGCUCAAAGAAACUUCUAUCGGAAAGGUACAAGAGCCGAGACCAGAUGUUUCAUAUCGCGAGUUGUCAGUUUGCACUUCAUUACUCGUUUGAAUCUUACCAACAAGCCGACAACAUGAUAAAGAAUUUAUGCGAGCGAAUUAAACCAGGUGGCUACUUUAUUGGCACAACGCCAGACUCCUAUGAAAUUGUGAUGGCUCAAAAGUAUAAAAUGAAACUUGUUUACAAGAAGACAUUCUGUGAGUUUUUCAAAAAUAUGGUUAAAGACAAAGAGAACGAAGAAUUAGUGAGCAGAAUGCAAGCCCUGGAGCAAUAUCCUCCAGAUAGAGAGAUUGACUUGGUUAGUCAUGAUACUAAAGACUACAAACAUGCAAAGAAGUUUCUUGAAAAAAAGGGAGGCAGAGAUUCAGAUUCUUACUCAGAUUCCUCCUAUGAUACAUCAGACGAUGAACGUCGCCCCCGAAAAAUUGGUACAUUGACGAAAACUGAAUGGGAAGCCGCGAGCAUGUACAUAAUAUUUGCAUUCCAAAAAGAAAAAGAUGAAAAGGAGAAAGAAAAAGAUAAGGACCGGGAAAAAGGAAAAAGAAAAAGAGAAGGAAAAGGAGAAAGACAGAGAGAGAGAAAAAGACAAGGAAAGAGAAAAAGAAAAAGAACGAGAGAAAGCACCUGAAUCUUCUAAGAGUCCCAAGAAAAAGAAGAAGCGCAGUCGGACUCCCGAGUACAGUGAUUCAGAUCGUAGAUCAGAUGAUUCUUCGGGUGAUGAGCGUCCUCGAAAAAAGAAAGUAGCGGAGCACAAAGAGAAAAAUGAUGUUCCUGCCAAAGAAAAGUAAAUCUUUGUGUUGUUCAUCCUCACAAAAUAGUGAUUGGGUUCGAAUUUAAGUCAUUUGUAAAUUGUGAUUUUUCUAAAGAGGUGAGGACUGGGUGGCAGCGAUUAGUGUGUU
Messenger RNA from Saccoglossus kowalevskii, 1398 nucleotides. Its product is annotated as mRNA cap guanine-N(7) methyltransferase-like. NCBI's taxonomy places the organism in Eukaryota, Metazoa, Hemichordata, Enteropneusta, Harrimaniidae. Gene Ontology annotation, cellular component: nucleus. Gene Ontology annotation, biological process: 7-methylguanosine mRNA capping. The record is from RefSeq and is a predicted model, not a curated record. Gene Ontology annotation, molecular function: mRNA 5'-cap (guanine-N7-)-methyltransferase activity.